Molecule: messenger RNA, 1681 nt
Organism: Pocillopora verrucosa
Lineage: Eukaryota; Metazoa; Cnidaria; Anthozoa; Scleractinia; Pocilloporidae
Product: RYamide receptor-like
Biological process (GO): G protein-coupled receptor signaling pathway
Cellular component (GO): plasma membrane
Molecular function (GO): G protein-coupled receptor activity
Source: RefSeq, a predicted model, not a curated record
CAUGGCGGAUUAAUCGAAAUGCAAAUAGUGCUGGCCGUUUCUAUGUUUUUUUUAUUAAAUUUAAGAAAGAGGAGUUGCAGUUGGCGCUUCGCGGCAGAACUUAACGGAGCUUCUCUCUUGGGCGUGACAAGAAACACUCAAUUUCUACUAAAAACAUAGGGAGAAACAUAAAUUCAUAAUUCCGCUUCUGAAGAAAACUGGAUACAAAAAUGAAUGCGAUAAACGCAUCUUUAAGAAAUUCCUCUUUGGAGAACAUGACCAAUGCUCAAAUUGUCUGCCCAGUUACUGGCGAUGGAACGGUGUCAAAAGCCGUGCUGACAACAGCGUAUUGCAUUAUCUUAAUCCUCUCUUUGGUGGGAAAUACUCUUAUCAUUCUGAUCGUCUACCGGAACCCUCGCAUGUGGACAGCCUCCAAUUUCCUUAUCGUUAACAUGGCUGCAUCAGACCUUCUUGUUCCCUUCUUUGCCGUUCCAAGAAUGAUCGUGGAGGUGCUGGUGGGCAGAGAACGAUGGCUUAUUGACGGCACAGCCGGACUGAUCCUAUGUAAACUCGCGUAUUUCUUCCAAGAUGUGUCCAAUGCUGUCUCUGUUCAAAGCCUCAUCGCUAUAACAGCAGACAGAUUUUACGCGGUGAUGUUCCCUUUGAAAGCAAAUGCAAUGAAGUCUUAUAUCAGGUUUGUGAUUCCGGCUAUCUGGCUCACAGCAUUUGGUCUUCAUGCGCCAUAUCUUCAAGUCUUCAAAUUGUGCGUGGUAGAAGACAAGCUAUACUGCUGUCAAAGGUGGCCAAAGACUACAUCACUCCACAGCAAAUAUAUCUAUUUUUAUUUAAUUCUCUUGUUGGUGUUUGGUGUUCCGUUAAUAACGAUCAUAAUUUUGUAUGUAUUUAUUGUUUAUAAGUUGUUCCGCCGAAAAUUUCCCCUCGGUGCCGGCAAUUCCAUGACCCAAACUCAGCGAAACCGCCGCGCGAAGCAAAACAAAAACAUUUUAAAACUGUCAGUUACUAUUGUCGUCAUCUUUUUCUUAUGUUUUUCUCCCUUACUUGUUCUGGCUAUUCUCAGAACUACCGGCAGUAAAAGUCAAUGCAAUAUCGAAGUAUUCCGAAUAGUUGCCAAGUUGUUGGCGCAGUCAAACUGUGCAGUGAAUUCCUUUGUUUAUUACGUUUUUAAUACACAAUUUCGUCGGGGAUUUAUUUCCUAUUUAAAGGCAAUUGUUUGCUGUCUUGAUGAAAGCGAUAAUGGCACGAACACCACAGUUGGCUACUCUACCACGGGUCAAAAGAUUUCCCUUCUGUCGCAAAAACGAACCAAACAGAAUCUUUCUAUCACGGAAACAAUCUCAGAGUAGUAAACUUUAACGGGAGAAACAGUAAUGUUUGAUAUCUAAACUUCAUAAGAGUUUCUUUUUUAUGCCCUUCGGUGCACUUAAAAGGCUUCUUACAGCAAUCAUCAUAUCCUCAUCUUAAAAAUUGAUAAGAUUAGAUUUUUUGAUGCAUUUUUAUGGUAGACUUUAAGGUGACAUUUUACUUUAGAGAAGCACAGUUGCAGACUCUGAAAUUCGGCUUACAUUGCAAAUUGUUAGAUUUAUUUUUUCAUCUUUUGAUUGUUAUUGUACAACUAAUCAUGUUACCGAAAUGUGUUCUCAGAGAAAUUACUUCUGACCUACGGGUUCUACCGCUGUGAUAA